GCUGCGAGGCGCUGGAGCCCGGGCCCCCCUGCGGCCCCCAGCCCCCGGGGAGCCCCCCGGCCCCGGCCGAGCGCCGGGAGCCCGGGGCCUCGGUCCGCGCCGAGAGCGGGCGGCCGCCGCGUCAGCCAGAGGAUCUGGAGGCGCCCAAGACUCAUCACUUCAAGGUGAAGACCUUCAAGAAGGUGAAGCCCUGUGGUAUCUGCCGUCAGGUCAUCACCCGGGAGGGAUGCACCUGCAAAGUCUGCAGCUUCUCCUGUCAUCGGAAAUGCCAGGCCAAGGUGGCUGCCCCCUGCAUUCCUCCGUCCAGCCAUGAACUGGUGCCCAUCAACGCUGAGAGCGCACCGAAGAAUGUAGCCAACACGGGAGAAGGAGCUUUCCGGAGUGGAAACACACGGAAAAGCCUUGAGGAAGACGGCACCACCAGAGUCACCCCGAGUGUCCAGCCUCAUCCCCAGCCUAUCAGAAACAUGAGUGUGAGCCGGACCAUGGAGGACAGCUGUGAGCUGGACCUGGUGUACGUCACGGAGAGGAUCAUCGCCGUCUCCUUCCCCAGCACAGCCAACGAGGAGAACUUCCGGAGCAACCUCCGAGAGGUGGCCCAGAUGCUCAAGUCCAAGCAUGGAGGCAGCUACCUGCUUUUCAACCUCUCUGAGCGGAGGCCCGACAUCACGAAGCUCCACGCCAAGGUACUGGAAUUUGGCUGGCCUGACCUUCACACCCCAGCCCUGGAGAAGAUCUGCAGUGUCUGCAAGGCCAUGGACACUUGGCUCAACGCAGACCCUCACAAUGUCGUUGUUCUUCACAAUAAGGGAAACCGAGGCAGGAUAGGUGUUGUCAUCGCAGCUUACAUGCACUACAGCAACAUUUCUGCCAGCGCUGAUCAGGCCCUGGACCGGUUUGCCAUGAAGCGGUUCUAUGAGGAUAAGAUUGUGCCCAUUGGCCAGCCAUCCCAGAGAAGGUACGUGCACUACUUCAGUGGCCUGCUCUCUGGCUCCAUCAAGAUGAACAACAAGCCCUUGUUUCUGCACCACGUGAUCAUGCACGGCAUCCCCAACUUCGAGUCUAAAGGAGGAUGUCGGCCGUUUCUCCGGAUCUACCAGGCCAUGCAGCCUGUCUACACGUCUGGCAUCUACAAUGUCCAAGGAGACAGCCAGACCAGCAUCUGCAUCACCAUCGAGCCCGGGCUGCUCUUGAAGGGAGACAUCUUGCUGAAGUGUUACCAUAAGAAGUUCCGGAGCCCAGCCCGAGAUGUCAUCUUCCGUGUGCAGUUCCACACCUGUGCCAUCCAUGACCUGGGGGUUGUCUUUGGGAAGGAAGACCUUGAUGAUGCCUUCAAAGAUGAUCGAUUUCCAGAAUAUGGCAAAGUAGAAUUUGUAUUUUCUUACGGACCAGAGAAAAUUCAAGGCAUGGAACACCUGGAGAACGGGCCGAGCGUGUCCGUGGACUAUAACACCUCCGACCCCCUCAUCCGCUGGGAUUCCUAUGACAACUUCGAUGGGCACCGAGAGGACGGCAUGGAGGAGGUGGUGGGACACACUCAGGGACCCCUGGAUGGGAGCCUGUACGCCAAGGUGAAGAAGAAGGACUCCUUGCACGGCAGCACUGGGGCUGUCAAUGCCACGCGCCCUGCCCUGUCGGCCACCCCCAACCACGUGGAGCACACCCUCUCCGUGAGCAGCGACUCCGGCAACUCCACAGCCUCCACCAAGACAGACAAGACCGAUGAGCCCGCCCCCGGCCCCUCCAGCGCCCCUGCUGCCCUGAGUCCCGAGGAGAAGCGUGAGCUGGACCGCCUGCUCAGUGGCUUCGGUGUAGAGAGAGAGAAGCAAGGGGCCAUGUACCACCCCCAGCAUCUCCGGUCCCGCCCGGCGGGGGGCCCGGCCGUACCCUCCUCAGGCCGGCAUGUCGUCCCAGCCCAGGUUCACGUCAACGGUGGGGCCUUGGCCUCUGAGCGGGAGACGGACAUCCUGGACGACGAGUUGCCCAACCAGGAUGGGCACAGCGUGGGCAGCAUGGGCACACUGUCCUCCCUGGACGGGGUCACCAACACCAGUGAGGGGGGCUACCCAGAGGCCCUGUCCUCCCUGACCAACGGCCUGGACAAGCCCUACCCCGUGGAACCCAUGGUCAAUGGUGGGGCCUACCCCUAUGAGUCCGCCAGCCGGACGGCACCUGCCCACGCAGCCCACGUGGCCCCCAUGCGGCCCUCCUACUCGGCGCAGGAGGGCUUAGCCGGCUACCAGCGGGAGGGGCCCCACCCAGCCUGGCCGCAGCCAGUGACCACCUCCCACUAUGGCCAUGACCCCAGCAGUAUGUUCCGCUCCCAGUCCUUUCCGGAAAGCGAGCCCCAGCUGCCCCCAGCUCCAGCGCGCGGGGGCAGCAGCCGGGAGGCUGUGCAGAGGGGCCUGAAUUCCUGGCAGCAGCAGCAGCAGCAGCAGCAGCAGCAGCAGCCUCGUCCACCUCCUCGCCAGCAGGAGAGAGCCCACCUGGAGAGUCUCGGGCCCAGCAGGCCCAGCCCCCAGCCGCUGGCAGAGACCCCCACCCCCGGCCUCCCUGAGUUCCCCAGGGCAGCCUCCCAGCAGGAGAUUGAGCAGUCCAUCGAAGCACUCAACAUGCUGAUGCUGGAUUUGGAGCCGGCCACAGCUUCCGCCCCCCUGCACAAGUCCCAGAGUGUCCCAGGGGCCUGGCCAGGGGCUUCCCCGCUGUCCUCCCAGCCUCUCUCAGGCUCCUCCUGCCAGCCCCAUCCACUGACCCAGUCCAGGUCUGGCUACAUCCCCAGUGGGCAUUCCUUGGGAACCCCUGAGCUGGCCCCACGGGCCUCCCUGGCCGUGGAGUCCUUCCCUCCUGGCAGGCCUUACUCACCUUAUGAUUAUCAGCCAUGUCCAGCUGGGUCCAGCCAGAGUUUCCGUCCAAAGAGCCCAGCCUCCUCCUCAUCUGCCUUCCUGUCAACUACCCAGAGCCCUCCAGGGCCUCAGCAGCCCCCAGCCUCUCUCCCUGGCCUCACUGCUCAGCCUCCGCUCCCACCGAAGGAGGCAACUUCAGACCCUUCACGCACUCCAGAGGAGGAACCACUAAACCUGGAGGGACUGGUGGCCCACCGAGUAGCAGGGGUGCAGGCUCGGGAGAAGCAGCCUGCAGAGCCCCCAGCCCCUCUGCGGAGGCGGGCAGCCAGCGAUGGACAGUACGAGAACCAGUCUCCAGAACCCGCGUCUCCCCAGCCCGGGGUUCGUUCUCCUGUUCAGUGCGUGUCCCCCGAGCUGGCUCUCACCAUCGCCCUCAAUCCUGGAGGGCGGCCCAAAGAGCCCCAUCUGCACAGCUACAAGGAGGCCUUUGAGGAGAUGGAGGGAACCUCCCCGACCAGCCCACCGCCCAGCGGGGUGCGCUCCCCUCCGGGUCUGGCCAAGACACCCCUGUCUGCUCUAGGCCUGAAACCCCACAACCCAGCGGACAUCCUGUUGCACCCUACAGGUGAGGAGGAUGAGGGGAAGGUGGUGACAGAGCUUCCCAAAGAACCCCGGAGCUAUGUGGAGUCGGUGGUGCGGACGGCCGUGGCGGGGCCCCGAGCUCAAGACCCUGAACCCAAGAGCUUUAGUGCUCCAGCUGCCCAGGCCUAUGGCCACGACACGCCCCUGAGGAACGGGACCCUGGGAGGCUCCUUUGUCUCCCCCAGUCCCCUCUCCACCAGCAGCCCCAUCCUCAGCGCUGACAGCACUUCAGUGGGCAGUUUCCCAUCCGGGGAAAGCAGCGACCAGGGCCCCCGGACACCCACCCAGCCUUUGCUGGAUUCGGGCUUCCGCUCUGGCAGCCUGGGCCAGCCUAGCCCUUCGGCUCAGAGAAGCUACCAGAGCUCUUCUCCUCUCCCGACCGUGGGCAGCAGCUACGGCAGCCCCGACUACUCACUGCAGCAGUUCAGCUCCCCAGAAAGUCAGGCGCGGGCCCAGUUCACCGUGGCCGGCAUCCACCCGGUGCCUGGGAGCCCUCAGGCCCGCCACAGGACAGUGGGCACCAACACCCCCCCGAGUCCUGGCUUUGGCCGCCGGGCCUUCAACCCCAGCGUGGCUGCCCCCGGGAGUCCCAGCUUGAGCCACCGCCAGGCCAUGGGCCCGGCGGGAACUGGUUUCCACGGGAGCACGGUCUCCAGCCCGCAGAGCAGCGCGGCCACCACCCCGGGAAGCCCCAGCCUGGCCCGGCACCCCGGCGCCCACCCGGGCGGCCUGGCAUCCGGUGUGCACGGCAGCGCGCUAGGCAGCCCGGGGAGCCCGAGCCUGGGCCGCCACCUGGGAGCGCCGGGCCCCGGGCUUCCCGGCAGCCCCGGCCUGGAGCGGCACGCAGCCUACGGCGGCUAUUCCACCCCCGAGGACCCAAGACCCGCGCUGUCCCGGCAGAGCAGUGCCUCCGGCUACCAGGCUCCGUCCACGCCCUCCUUCCCCGUGUCCCCUGCCUACUACCCGGGCCUGAGCAGCCCCGCCACCUCCCCGUCGCCGGACUCGGCGGCCUUCCGGCAAGGGAGCCCGACGCCGGCGCUGCCCGAGAAGCGGAGGAUGUCGGUGGGAGACCGCGCGGGCAGCCUCCCCAACUACGCCACCGUCAACGGGAAGGUGUCCUCCUCGCCCGUGGCCAGCGGCAUGUCCAGUCCCAGCGGGGGCAGCACGGUGUCCUUCUCCCACACUCUGCCCGACUUCUCCAAGUACUCCCUGCCGGACAACAGCCCCGAGACGCGGGCCAAAGUGAAGUUUGUCCAGGACACUUCCAAGUAUUGGUACAAGCCUGAGAUCUCCAGAGAGCAGGCCAUCGCACUCCUCAAGGACCAGGAGCCAGGGGCCUUCAUCAUCCGCGACAGCCACUCCUUCCGAGGGGCCUACGGGCUGGCCAUGAAGGUGUCUUCUCCGCCUCCGACCAUCAUGCAGCAGAAUAAGAAAGGGGACAUGACCCAUGAGCUGGUGAGACAUUUCCUGAUAGAGACCGGCCCCAGAGGAGUCAAGCUCAAGGGGUGCCCCAAUGAGCCAAACUUUGGGUCUCUCUCUGCCCUGGUCUACCAGCAUUCCAUCAUCCCACUGGCUCUGCCCUGUAAGCUGGUCAUUCCAAACCGAGACCCCACAGAUGAAUCGAAAGAUAGCUCGGGCCCUGCCAACUCAACCACUGAUCUGCUGAAGCAAGGGGCAGCCUGCAACGUGCUCUUCGUCAACUCUGUGGACAUGGAGUCACUCACUGGGCCGCAGGCCAUCUCCAAAGCUGCUUCUGAGACACUGGCUGCUGACCCCACACCAGCUGCCACCAUCGUUCACUUCAAAGUUUCUGCCCAGGGAAUUACACUGACUGACAACCAGAGAAAGCUCUUCUUCAGACGACACUACCCCCUCAACACUGUCACCUUCUGUGACCUGGAUCCUCAGGAGAGAAAGUGGAUGAAGACAGAGGGAGGUGUCCCUGCUAAACUCUUCGGCUUCGUGGCCCGGAAGCAGGGCAGCACCACGGACAACGCCUGCCACCUCUUCGCUGAGCUUGACCCCAACCAGCCCGCCUCUGCCAUCGUCAACUUCGUCUCCAAGGUCAUGCUGAGUGCCGGCCAGAAGAGAUGAACGCCACCCCUCGCCCGGGGCCAGGGCAGUGGGGCUGGGGCGCGUGGGGAGGGGACCCGUGAAUCCUGACCACCCUUGAAUCCAGAAGGAGGACUUUGGGCCAAUUUUGGAGAAGGAGAGAAGAAAGUGCAACGUGAGGAGGGGGAAGUGAAUUGCGGAGGGGAAGGGGGGAGAGAGAGAGAGAGAAAGAAGGAAGAAGACGGAGGAGAAUAACUUGGAUUCCCCUGGGUAGACGGAUACCGUGGGGCCCCCAAAGCCUCCACUGCUAACCAGGUCCCCCUAGCUCCCCCUCCCCUCCGAGAGGAUGGAGCUCCUCAGAGGAGACACACCGACUCCUUGGGGUUCUAUAAUUUGGGAGUAAAUGGAAAAGCUCUGUCUCCCUAACCCAACUGCUUUACAAGGAGAAAUCAGAUUGAGGGGAUCCUUUUCUGGCCGCCUCUGGGGUAGAUUGGCGAAGCAAAAAGAGCCAGCGUGGGACAUCGGGUGGCCCAACUUUUGCCUUUGGGAGUCUGAGACCCGAGGUUCCUGAGGUCUCUGGACUCCGCCUCCGCUGUACAGUCUGUGUGGGUGUAUAUAUGGGGCGUAUGAUGUGUCCACACCCACAUCCUCACAUACUGGUUUCCAUGUGCCUCUCAGCCAGAGCUGUAAAUGCGUAUGCUCGUCUGCGCCCCACGUGUUUGCACACACACGUGCAUACUGUCCAAAGAAGGUGAGAUUUGGGGGUGACAGGGCAGCCCAGGGUGGGGACAUACACGCCUGCUUCCCCAGGAGAACCCCAGAUUAUGGUCGCAGACUCUGGGUGCCUGCACCUGCUUCUAGAGGCCCUGGGUGCUGCCAGCGGCUUCUCAACAGAGACCCCAGCAGGAAGGGGCUGGCUGCCCAGCAGUUACACCCGUUUUGCUUCAGCCAGGAGCCUGGAGCUUUGGUGUCGGGAGGUGCAGAUGUGCGUGUGCAUAGCCACGGGGGAGAGAUCCCUCCGGAGGGGCGGCUCUUGAGCUCUGCGGGUCUUCCCCAGGCGUGUGGCCCUGCGGCAGUAGGGGCAGGUCGCCCCGCCAGCUCCCGGCCGGCCCUCUGCCCGUUCCUGGGUUUCGCGGCCCAGCUCAGCCUUUCCUCACAUCUGCCUAUCUGCUUGGUGCCCUUCCAGGUGUGGGGGGGAUUGGGCCUUGCUGCCUUGCCCUGCCCUGCCCUGUCCCUUGGGGUCCCCGUGUUGGAGCGUGCCCUGGGGAGCCUGCUUGUAAAAGCCCUGCCCAGUGAGCCCCGGGGGAGACUCCCCAAAGGCCUCGUGCUCCCCUGUGUGAGCGUUUCGGGCUCUGACAUGGACCAGGCGGCCCAGGAUGUCCUUAGCAGAGCUCCUGGGGCUGCUACCUGUGCCUCCCACAUGGCCUACCUACAAUGCCAAAGCCAUGCUGGUCCCCCUCCUGCCUUGGUUUCCCUGUCGGAGCCUAGCUGCCCAUGGAAGAGAAAGGCAUGCGUUUAGGUCGGAGGGCCGAGAGUCCAUGUGGGCAGUUGGGAAAGGCCCAGGCCGCCACCCAAGGACUCUAAGCCGGAAUGGAGAAUUCACCAGGACUCCAGUCUUGGGCGGCUUCUUAAGCCUAUGGGAUCCCCCAGAGAGAGGCAUUGUACUGAUAUAUAAAUAUAUAUAAUAUAUAUGUGAGACAUACAGAAUCUGUAAGCUAAUAAAAUAUAAGAAAAGGUUAAAAAAAAAGAAUAGGUAAAUUGACAAGAAGUAUUUAUUGUUUUCCUAUAUUGCUUUAUUGUCUCCCCGGGGAUAAACCAAUUCCCAUCCCUUUUUUUGUGUAUAAGUGAAGUCUGAAAUGUGGGGGGGCCUUUAUCCUUGGAGCGCGCAGGGUCUGCCGUCCUAGACGCUGCCCGGGGCUCGGUGCGGAGGGCUGCAUGGGUGCUGUUCCCUUGGCUUCCCUAUUUUCUGGCAAGCUGGGGGCACGGCAGCCGGCUCCCAGAGAUACGGGGAGCCUCCCCCGCCCCCCACCCUGCACUGCAGGCCUGAGCAAGCAGGGGAGCCUGCGGGGGACAAGGGUGUGUGUAGCGGAUGUGGGUGAUGUGUGUGUCUUUUGUGUUUCUUUCUCCUCCAAGAGGCUGUAUCUGUGCGGACGCUGUGUUUCAGGGAGCUGGAAAGGAGAGUGUCUGAGGGUGGGGAGCAGGAUCCCCGCUUCCUAGAGAUGGCAACCUUCUACUCGGUGAUGGAGGGUCCUCCAAAGUGCUCUUCCUUCUGAGGCAUUCAAGCCAGAUCCCCAGAUCUACCCCAGCCCCCAUUCCCUACCUACCCCGACUCUCUUCCCAGAUGGGAGAUAUUUCCUGCCGACCGUAAAUACCUUCAGUCUCCCACUGGACGUGGCCCCGGGACUCGCCCCUCCUGGUCUGCGCGUCCUCUCCCUUCGGCCCCCCGGCCCCCGGGCCCCCAGAUCCUGGGCCUUUACACGCGCUUUCCCACCGCCCACCGGCAGCCCCCACCCCCGAGUCAGGGCUGGCCCACCCCACUCAGGCCUGAGCCAGUGUGACCCUGGGAAGGACUGGGGGCAUCCUGGGAAGCUGAUCAGCUCCCUCCCUGGCAUCCCUCUGGAUGGAGCAGGUUUCCGGAAGAAUCAUGGGGAAGGGUACCCCAGUCUCCAAGUGGCCCUACCUUGGGGUCAGACACUGGUUGGGAGGACACUGGCUCCCCACGCCUCACAGGUUAGGUCUCUGCACCCCUGCGCGCACGCGCGCACACACACACACACAGCACUGCAGUAUAUUCUUGCCAAAGAUUUCCUUUAAGAGAAAGCACUUUUAAUCAUUAUUGUUAUUAUUGUGUAAAUGUCUAGCCUUCUCUCUCCUCCCUCUCCCUCACCCCGUUUUGCUGUUACUGUGGAAUCUGUCUGUCAGCCAGGAGAGCUGUCUGGUCUUGAAAACAGGCUGGCAGGACUAGGGUCUGGGGGAGGUUGGCAAGGAGGACCGGGAGGGGCAGGGGAAGCUUGCCGAGCGGGGUGCAGACGCCAGGCGGGCUCAGGCCCUGGCUCCUGCGCUCCAGCCAGCGUCGGAGGCCGGCCCGGGCCUCCCGGAGGCUGGCCUGUGUGGUGUCUGGAGGGAAGGGGCAGGGAAAUGACAUCUGUCCGUAUCAUGGAGAGAGCCCAGAGAGGCACAGGUGGAACAGGAGGUGAGGGCAGGCCUGGGAACAAUGGAGAGGUGACCCCAGAGGGGAAAUAGGAAGGAAGGGAGCAUCUGGCCAACCUCCAGGGGAGCCUGGGUUGCCCCUGCCCUGCCGUCUUGGCUUCCUGGUCCCCGUGUCUAGCCCGGUGUUUGAGGGCCACGAACAUGGUGUCCUAGGUUGGGGAUGGGCCUUUUGACUCCCAUCUUCAUUGGAGUCUCUCCCCAGUAGGUCUGAGAACUCGUGGACUCCUUCUCCCUUGGGUUUUGAGGAGUCCCCAUGUAUCAGAGACUAGUAGGAAAGGGGUGGUGGCCGAGCGACCUGGUGGCCAUAGGAGGCAGCAACCAACCCACAAGUGUGAUCUUUACAAAGGGGCUCUCGGGAUGGGGAGGUAGGGUACUCUGAUGGGCCCGAGCCGAGGUCGGGCAGGCUCCUCCUGCCAUGUGGGGUGUGUGGAGGCUUCUGGAAGUGGACCAUCUAUGACCUGAACGUUUGCCCACCUGCUCUGCCUCCCGGGUCCUCCCCCCUUCUUUGGCAUUUCUCAACUACCGGCCCUGGGGAGGUCAAGUCGGUCAGUGCCCUGUCCAUGGGCUGCCUCCCGCCCCUGCAUCUCAGGGUCCUUGGAGAGGUUGGGGGCAGAGUCCCAGAGUCACUCUUCACCCAAGUCCAGGCCCCAGGCCCCUGAGACUGGAGCUCCUGGCCGGCGUGACACAGGAUGUACACAUAGGCGUGCGUGUGCGUGCGAGUGCGGGUGUCUAUGUGUGUAUAUUUUGCCGAUCUCUUUGGGAAACGUGGGGUUAGGGUCAAAGGUAGUAGGUGGGCGGUGGGAUGUCCAGUUCAACACCACCCAGCAGUGAAAGAAUUCAGGAGGGCCCCCGACUGGCGGAAUCUCGGUAUUGUGGAUGGUGAGGACUGGCUCCGCCGGCUGGGGGGCUGGGGCUCGGGCAUAUCUGCCCCUUCCUGACUUCUCCGUCCUCGGGGGUCCAAGCCGUUGGAGGACUUCCGCGUGUGUCCCACACCUGGGCCCUUGCCAGCAGCGAGGGGAUUGCGGACGGGUGUCCCCGGUUUGGUUUCUAAUCAGUGUUAAACGGUUUGAGACUCUCCUUUGUGUCCGUGUUUGGUCUGCGUGCGAGAGUGAGCACACCUGUGUGUGCAUGCCGCGUUUCCCCGUUUUCUCCCCUCCCUCCGACAAGCCGUUCAUAGCAAAUGUAAGAAAUACCUUGCCACACCUGCCCGCCUCCUCUGCAGGAGAAACAGAGUAACCCGGCAUCCUCCCCAUCCCCUGGCUGUGUAUUUAUAUAGAUGGAAAUAUCCUUUCUAUUUUGUAUCGUCGUGCCUAUAACCUCUGCCACCUUGUAUAAACCCUGACCUGCGCUACUUCCCCUGGAUAUGAAUGUAUUGUACACCGACGCUGGCCCAUCCUGUACAGCUGCUUUGUUUCUUUGCAACCCAUUGUAUGGCUUUAUAAAUGAUAAAGCGAAAGAAAAACCUG
This is a messenger RNA of Nyctereutes procyonoides (raccoon dog), 10213 nucleotides long. It is a transcript of the gene TNS1, whose product is annotated as tensin 1. Gene Ontology annotation, biological process: fibroblast migration. The record is from RefSeq and is a predicted model, not a curated record. NCBI's taxonomy places the organism in Eukaryota, Metazoa, Chordata, Mammalia, Carnivora, Canidae. Gene Ontology annotation, molecular function: protein binding.